CGGAGGGGAUGACAUACUCGUUAUGCUUCAGGGCUACUGGAAUCUCAUCAGCCUUAUAAGCUCUUGUCUUCUUCUCCACUUUGUGAAAAGAAAAGAUAAGAAGCAAUUGAGCAUAUCAACCUCUCUGAACCAUCAUCGCGUCUCCGUCUCAUCGUAGCCUCCUCAUCUUACUGUCUUACUAUCUCUCCGUCUCACUUCUUACACGUAAAAUAACCUAACCACCACCCAAAAUGGUCAGCUCAAAGCCCGUAGCCCUCGUCGUGGGAGCUUCCCGCGGAAUCGGCCGCCAAGUCGCCAUCGAUCUGGCCGCCAACGGCUACGCAAUCGUCGUGGCUGCCAAGUCCAUCACAGACCCUUCCAAGCUCACCGAUAAAGCCCCAAAUCCAAAGUCCAACGACUCAACCAUCACCACCGUCGCCCGCGAAAUCACCUCUGCCGGCGGCGAUGCCACGCCCAUCCAGGUCGAUGUGCGGUCCGAGGAGAGCGUGAAUGCCCUCGUCGCAAAGACCAUUGCUACAUACGGCCGCCUCGACGUCCUCGUCUACAACUCGGGCGCAAUCUGGUGGGCUUCCGUCGCGAACUCGCCCCUCAAGCGCUUCCAGCUCAUGCAGCGCGUCAACCCCGAGGGCCUCUACGCCGUCGUCCAGGCCGCCCUCCCGCACCUCCGCCCUCACGGCCGCAUCGUCGUCGUCAGCCCGCCCAUCUACAGCCGCUUCUUCCGCGGCAAGACCGCCUACGCCAUGGGUAAAGUCGGCAUGAGCGUCCUGACAAAGGGCCUGGCCAUGGACUUUAAGCGCGAAGGGCUCAAGGACAUGGCCAUUACAAGCAUCUGGCCCGCCGUGGCAAUCGAAUCCGCCGCCACCGAGCAAUUCACAAAGAAAAACCCCGGCGAGGAAAAGGACCUCCGCAAGCCCACCAUCUUCUCCGACGCCAUCCUCGGCAUCCUGCGCUCCCCCGCCGAAAAGGUCAACGGCGAGCUCGUCCUCGACGAGGACUUCCUCCGCGAGCACAUGGGCGUCACCGACUUUUCAAAGUACAGCGUCGUUCCCGGCUCCAGCCCGCGCCGCAUCAUGCCCGCCCGCUUGCCCGACCUGACUGUUGCCGAGCAGGAUGAUGAGGGGCAGAGGGUUGAUAGCGCUACUAAAUCGAAGUUGUAAUUGCAUUUUUCUAAGGGAGGAUGGGCCGUAGAGUAUGGGUUGAAUAGCAAGCUUCAACUGUUUGGGUAAUGGAGCCGUAGGAAAUUGGGUCUUGGCUAGAGCAAAGAUUGUCACUCAGCCAUUGUAGGAUAUCGAGACAAAUACAUCAAUGAAACAGAUACACAAAGCAC
This is a messenger RNA of Trichoderma harzianum CBS 226.95, 1327 nucleotides long. RefSeq lists its product as hypothetical. Lineage: Eukaryota; Fungi; Ascomycota; Sordariomycetes; Hypocreales; Hypocreaceae. The record is from RefSeq and is a predicted model, not a curated record. The transcript has 4 exons. Bases 231 to 1157 code for a protein of 308 amino acids. Gene Ontology annotation, molecular function: oxidoreductase activity.